AUGUCGUAUUUCACAACUCCCAAAGAACCCGCAACUAAGCUUGGCCGUCAUCGUCAGCUUGCGCCUCUCGCGGGGGUAUACGUCUCGCCCAUCUGCCUUGGUGCUGGGAGUAUCGGCGACCAGUGGGCCAAGAUUGGAAUGGGGCAGAUGGACAAGGCGGACAGCUUCGCUCUGCUCGAUGCGUUCUACGAGGCGGGCGGAAACUUCAUUGACACCGCGAAUUUGUACCAGGACGAGUCAUCGGAAAUGUUCAUCGGCGAGUGGAUGGAGGCCCGCGGGAUACGCGAUCAAAUCAUUGUCGCGACGAAGUAUACCGGCGAUUACAAGCGCGGGGCGACGGAUAUCCCCCAGAAGUCGGCAUAUAUUGGCAACGGCAUGAAGUCGCUUCAUGUCUCGUUCGAGGCUUCCUUGAAAAAGCUGCGUACAAGUUAUAUCGAUCUGUUGUACGUUCACUGGUGGGACUUCUCAUGCAGCAUCGAAGAGGUAAUGAACGGGUUGCACAACUUGGUGGUGCAAGGCAAGGUUCUGUAUCUCGGUAUAUCGGAUACGCCAGCAUGGGUCGUUACGAAGGCGAACACAUAUGCAAGGCUUACAGGAAAGACGCCGUUUUCGGUGUACCAGGGCGCGUGGAGCAUUCUGCAGCGCGACUUUGAACGUGAAAUCAUUCCCAUGGCUCGCGCAGAAGGUAGCAUGGCACUCGCUCCGUGGAACGUCCUCGCUGCGGGGAAGAUCAGGACAGAUGCAGAGGAGGAGCGCCGACGUCAAACGGGGGAGAACGGUCGUACGGCGUUUGACCCGCGCUGGGAGCGCAAUGAGAACGAGCGCAAAGUCUCGCUCGCUCUGGAAAAGGUCGCAAAGGAGGUUGGUGCGAAGAGCAUUACCGCCGUCGCGAUCGCUUAUGUGAUGCAAAAAACGCCAUAUGUCUUCCCCAUCGUCGGCGGGCGCAAGAUCGAACAGCUGAAGGACAACAUUGCUGCGCUCGAUAUUGCGCUGACCGACGAGCAAAUUGCAGAGCUCGAAGGCGUGCUUCCUUUCGACCCAGGAUUCCCAUCGACGUUCGUGGGCGACGGGACGAAGGUUCCUUCGACUCAUGCCCGCUCGGGGCACUUCGAUAAGGUGCCAGUUCCGCAAGCGAUCCGGCCGUCGAGAUUAUAG
Messenger RNA from Fibroporia radiculosa, 1155 nucleotides. RefSeq lists its product as uncharacterized. The transcript is spliced from 8 exons. The record is from RefSeq and is a predicted model, not a curated record. Lineage: Eukaryota; Fungi; Basidiomycota; Agaricomycetes; Polyporales; Fibroporiaceae. Bases 1 to 1155 code for a protein of 384 amino acids.